AUGACUGCACUCUGUUUACUUUGGAAGUGGCACCGCUGGUUCGGGAUCACGUUGAUUGGUUUUCUAGGAAUGUUGCACCCUGCUGAAUUUGUGCACUUGGUCCGAGCUGACCUUUUGCUGCCCUCUGACACCUUGGUGGAUUCAGAUUCAUUCAAUGUGCACAUCCGGCACCCUAACACUGCGCGGUUUGCGCGGAAGCAACAUUGCAAGAUCGAUGACCCCAUCGUGCUGCAAUUCAUCAUCAAAGUUUUUGCUAGGUUUAAAUCUGCUGAGCAACUGUUUCCUGGUGGGCCAUCUACAGUCGGAGGUGGGAUGUGA
Molecule: messenger RNA, 318 nt
Organism: Durusdinium trenchii
Lineage: Eukaryota; Dinophyceae; Suessiales; Symbiodiniaceae
Source: the annotation of a GenBank genome assembly